This is a messenger RNA of Penicillium crustosum, 762 nucleotides long. RefSeq names its product high-affinity Cu transporter CTR3. Gene Ontology annotation, cellular component: membrane. Gene Ontology annotation, biological process: copper ion transmembrane transport. Lineage: Eukaryota; Fungi; Ascomycota; Eurotiomycetes; Eurotiales; Aspergillaceae. The record is from RefSeq and is a predicted model, not a curated record. The coding region runs from base 1 to 762 and encodes 253 amino acids. Gene Ontology annotation, molecular function: copper ion transmembrane transporter activity. The transcript is spliced from 4 exons.
AUGGCGACAGCCACGUCGACAGCCUCGGCAGCUACUGCCAGCAGCACCGCGAUGGACAUGAGCGGAAUGGACAUGGGCGGUGGCUGCAAAAUUUCAAUGCUUUGGAACUGGUACACAGUUGACUCAUGUUUCCUCGCCGAGUCAUGGCACGUCAAGUCUCGCGGCAUGUUCGCUGGUUCAUGCAUCGGAGUCAUUUGUCUCGUCCUGAGUCUUGAAUUCCUCCGCCGUCUGGGUCGAGAAUACGACUCGUUCAUUGUUCGUCGAGCCCGUCUUCGACGACUCUAUAUGUCAGACUCUCCCACUGCGCAGUCCAUCUCCAACGUUCCCCUGCGAAGCGAUGAAAACACCUCCAAGCCGCCCGGUAACUGCUGCGGAAACGCAGAUCCCGAUGCAGAAGACGACAUCAUCACUCCUGUGUCGGGUACCCCCCAGGACGGAGCAUCGAAGAAACAGGCUUCUGUCUCUGCUGCUGUAGCACCGGCUAAUGUCAUACGUGAUGUUGGCAUCCAGCGCAUCGAGAGACAGGAGACCGUGCUUGCACCAUAUCGUCCGUCGCUUGUUGAACAUACUGUGCGCUCUUUGCUUCACAUGACGCAGUUUGCAGUUGCGUAUAUCAUCAUGCUGCUUGCCAUGUACUUCAAUGGGUACAUCAUCAUAUGUAUCUUUAUUGGUGCUUUCCUGGGAGCGUUUAUCUUCUCUUGGGAGCCGGUGAACUUGAAUCAGGAGUCAGAUGCUACAUCCGUCACCAAGUGCUGCGGUUAA